Messenger RNA from Microtus oregoni (creeping vole), 1275 nucleotides. RefSeq names its product CD8b molecule (gene Cd8b). The transcript is spliced from 6 exons. The coding region runs from base 1 to 630 and encodes 209 amino acids. Gene Ontology annotation, cellular component: cell surface. Gene Ontology annotation, molecular function: coreceptor activity; MHC class I protein binding. Gene Ontology annotation, biological process: regulation of immune response. Lineage: Eukaryota; Metazoa; Chordata; Mammalia; Rodentia; Cricetidae. The record is from RefSeq and is a predicted model, not a curated record.
AUGCAGGCACGGCUCUGGCUGGUCUUCAGUGUGAAGCUGGCAGCUCUCUGGAGCAGCUCUGCCCUCGUUCAGACUCCUGACUCCAAAACACUUCUAACCAGUCAAACGUUAGAAAUAUCCUGCGAAGCUAAUACCCUCUCUAAGACCUCACUCAUCUACUGGUUGAGACAGCGCCGGGGAUCCAAGGACAAGCGCUUUGAGUUCCUGGUCUCCUGGAAUCCUUCCAAAGGAGUUGCUGUGUAUGGUGAAGGGGUGAAGAAGGAGCACAUGAUUGUGUUUUCACAUCUAAGCCGGUCCAACCUCAACCUCACGAGACUGAAGCUGGAGGACAGUGGCACCUACUUCUGCAUGAUGAUCGGGAGCCCCCAGCUGAUCUUUGGGAAAGGGACAGAGCUGAGAGUGGUUGAUGUCCUUCCUACAACUGCCCAGCCCACCAAGACGACUGUCAAGAGGAAACCGUGCUCAGUCCCCCCAUUAAAGCCCCAGAAGGGCAUGACGUGUGGCCUCGUUACCCUCAGCCUGCUGGUGGCCUCCAUCCUGGUUCUGCUGGUAUCCCUGAGUGUGGCUGUCCACUUUCACUGCCUUCGCAGGAAAGCCAGAAUUCGCUUCAUGAAACAGUUUCACAAGUGAUCAUCGCCCACAGCACUGAUAUCCUGCCGCAAAAGGACAAUGACAGUGUUCAGUAAAAAAGCAGAUCUAGACAAGUGAGAGAGGGAUUCAUUCAACGGUGGAGACUCCACUGCCUUGCUCAAGUCACCUGCCUUGAACUGCUGCAAAUACCUCCGUGGAAGUCAUGCAUGGGGACCACGCGACUGUUCACCUGGAGUCUCCCGGAGAAAACCCCAGAACCCAGAGUCACUCACAAAGUGUGCCGAAGAACCAAGAACUCCCACCAUGGCUCCCCUGUGGUUCUUUUACCCUUCUUGGACUGGACCUUAGAUGGUGGCCUUCCAGUCACCAUCUUCGUAAGUUGCUUGAACAGGCAGCAUUUUUGGCUCUUUGACCCCUCAUGGAAAAGAGCUGGGGGCAACCCUGGGUCUUCCCAGAGAAGACUGCCCAUCUUCACAGGGAGAAGCCAGCUUGUGAGUUGCUGGGCUCUUGGCAGCCAUCUUAGUCUCUCGAGACGUCCUGUGGGGCUGGGAGCCUGUUAGGUCAGGAGACUUCUACUUCAUCUCCUAGUAGGAAGUUCUUAAGCUUCGCUUCUUCCUCUCGUUGCUUGGAUAUUUCUUUCACUCUCUGGCGUUUUUAUGAAAAUGUCAUGGCUGUAAAAAUAAA